ACGGGACAUCUCUGUCCUAGUCGUGAGUGCCCCGCCUACCCCUAGCGGUCCCCGGCGUCUCGGUUCCUGUGGCGCUCACCUGCGCCGGUAGCGGAGAAAUCGCCCCGGGACAUGGACUCAGUGGUCUUUGAGGAUGUGGCUGUGGACUUCACCAUGGAGGAGUGGGCUUUGCUGGAUUCUGCUCAGAGGGACCUCUACAGAGAUGUGAUGCUGGAGACCUUUGAGAACCUGGCCUCAGUAGAUGAUGAAACUCAAUUUAAGGCCAGUGGGUCAGUUUCUCAGCAGGAUAUUUAUGGAGAAAAAAUACCCAAAAAAUCUAAAAUAGCUGCGUUCACCAGAAAUGUUUCCUUGGCCUCUGUUUUAGGAAAAAUUUGGGACAGUCUUAGCAUUGAAGAUCAUCCCACAAACCAGGGGCAAAAUCUCAGUAGAAAUCAUGUGUUGGAGAGACUCUAUGAAAGUAAUGAUCAAUGUGGAGAAGCCGUCAGCCAGGUUCCACAUCUUAAUCUGUACAAGAAAAUUCUGCCUGGAGUAAAACAGUAUGAAUACAACACGUACAGAAAAGUCUUCAUGCAUCGCCGCGCAUCCCUCAAGAGUCCCAUCACAGUUCACACUGGACGCAAACCCUAUCAGUGCCAGGAAUGUGGGCAGGCCUACAGUUGUCGUUCACACCUAAGAAUGCAUGUGAGAACCCACAAUGGAGAGAGACCCUAUGUGUGUAAAUUAUGUGGGAAAACCUUUCCUCGUACUUCCUCCCUCAAUCGGCAUGUAAGGAUUCACACUGCUGAGAAAACCUACGAAUGUAAGCAAUGUGGGAAAGCCUUUAUUGACUUUUCAAGUCUUACUAGUCAUCUCAGAAGUCACACCGGAGAGAAGCCAUAUAAGUGUAAGGAAUGUGGGAAAGCUUUCAGUUAUUCCUCAACGUUUCGAAGACACACAAUAACACACACUGGCGAGAAGCCAUAUAAAUGUAAGGACUGUGGGGAAGCCUUUAGUUAUUCCUCAACUUUUCGAAGACAUAUGAUUUCACACACUGGAGAGAAGCCACAUAAAUGUAAAGAAUGUGGGGAGGCCUUCAGUUAUUCUUCAGCUUUUCGAAGACACAUGAUAACACACACUGGAGAGAAACCAUACGAAUGCAAACAAUGUGGGAAAACCUUCAUUUAUCUCCAGUCCUUUCGAAGACAUGAAAGGAUUCACACUGGAGAGAAACCCUACGAAUGCAAACAGUGUGGGAAAACCUUCAUUUAUCCCCAGUCCUUUCGAAGACAUGAAAGGACUCAUGGUGGAGAGAAACCCUAUGAAUGCAACCAGUGCGGGAAAGCAUUCAGUCACCCCUCCUCCUUUCGAGGACACAUGAGGGUGCACACUGGAGAGAAACCCUAUGAGUGCAAGCAAUGUGGGAAAACUUUCAAUUGGCCCAUAUCUUUACGAAAACAUAUGAGAACACACACUAGAGAGAAACCCUAUGAAUGUAAGCAGUGUGGGAAAGCCUUCAGCUUGUCUGCUUGCUUUCGAGAACAUGUGAGAAUGCACCCUGAAGACAAAUCCUAUGAAUGCAAGCUAUGUGGGAAAGCUUUCUAUUGCCACAUAUCCUUACAAAAACAUAUGAGAAGGCAUACGGCAGAGAAACUCUAUGAAUGCAAGCAGUGUGGGAAAGCUUUCAGUUGGCCUGAACUUUUGCAACAACAUGUGAGAACGCACACUGUAGAGAAGCCCUAUGAAUGUAAGGAAUGUGGGAAGGUCUUCAAAUGGCCAUCAUCUUUACCAAUACAUAUGAGACUGCACACUGGAGAGAAACCUUAUCAAUGUAAGCAUUGUGGGAAAGCAUUCAAUUGUUCCUCAUCCUUAAGACGACAUGUGAGAAUACACACUACAGAAAAACAGUAUAAGUGUAAUGUAGGACAUCCUCCUGCAAAUGAAUUCAUGUGCAGUGCUUCAGAAAAGUCACACCAGGAGAGAGAUCUGAUCAAAGUUGUAAAUAUGGUGUUGCCUUUAUGAGUUCCUUAUCCUGAAAGUGGACACUCAAGGAGUGUGUCUGUAGUUCAUUUGCAAAUAAACAUUUAGUUGAAAAAUAAUUCUCCAAAUACUCUCAGCUGUCCUACAUGAACUUUAACAGGUAGUUUCUUACAAUUCAGUAAAUAAAACUUUCAUCUUAGAGU
This is a messenger RNA of Pongo pygmaeus (Bornean orangutan), 2159 nucleotides long. It is a transcript of the gene ZNF555, whose product is annotated as zinc finger protein 555. Gene Ontology annotation, molecular function: RNA polymerase II cis-regulatory region sequence-specific DNA binding; DNA-binding transcription factor activity, RNA polymerase II-specific. Gene Ontology annotation, biological process: regulation of transcription by RNA polymerase II. The coding region runs from base 112 to 1998 and encodes 628 amino acids. NCBI's taxonomy places the organism in Eukaryota, Metazoa, Chordata, Mammalia, Primates, Hominidae. The record is from RefSeq and is a predicted model, not a curated record. The transcript has 4 exons. Gene Ontology annotation, cellular component: nucleus; transcription regulator complex; chromatin.